This is a messenger RNA of Rhinocladiella mackenziei CBS 650.93, 537 nucleotides long. RefSeq lists its product as uncharacterized. The record is from RefSeq and is a predicted model, not a curated record. NCBI's taxonomy places the organism in Eukaryota, Fungi, Ascomycota, Eurotiomycetes, Chaetothyriales, Herpotrichiellaceae. Gene Ontology annotation, molecular function: hydrolase activity. Bases 1 to 537 code for a protein of 178 amino acids. The transcript has a single exon.
AUGUACCACGUUGCAGCUCAACAUAUAGCCAAACUGCUCGGCAGAACACGGGAAAACUAUAAACGUGAGCAUCCCCAUGACCACGUCUUCUCGGACUGGGAGGGACCCCGAGAGAACAAAUCUCAAUAUAUUGGUGGCCAUCAUCUCGUCCAUGAAUAUAUCGGUGGUGACCUGGCCAUAUUGAAGAUAUCUUUUAAAGGCCCCAGCGAAUACGUCGGCGCGAACCGGAAGGAGUUCCAACGAGCAGGUUAUGGCACAGCCAUUUGUGGAAGAGUCGGCAUAUGGGACGAUAGCACCGGAAAUGUCCUUUACACCGGGCAUCUGAUCCAUCUGGUCAAGAACGAGCCAGAUGGUUGUCGGAUGAGAUCAAGAUUCUGGUUGGGAGACAUUGAGGGAGUGCCUGUUGAAAUGGGGGACGGGGCACCUCACUGGCCGGGAGCGGGCUUCAUGAAGCACUGCACAGAGGAGAUGGCAAUACUGGCUUCAAAAUUGCCUGGAUUGUAUCAGAAGCAUCGCAAAUGGCUGGACAGAGUCUGA